AAAAAAUGGUAGUCCAAAGUGGAAGCAGUACACAACAGUUAGACUACGUCUUCACAGUGGGAGGGGCCUUUGGCUCCAAUGCGUUUUAAUUGGUUGUUAGCUCGCACUGAGUUGUACGGUUAUCAGUAAUUAUAUUCAGCAUGUUUUACCCAAGAAAUGACAUCCAGAAAGGGUUAUCUUCUUCGACCGUCAAAUUAUACCACGAAUAUGGCAUGCUCCGACAGUCCAUCUGCAAACUCGUUUUUGGUAGACUCUUUGAUAAGCGGUAGAACCGAAGGAAGUGCUCACUACUACCAAAACGGUAGCGUGUACUUGCCACCCAGCUCCGAAUAUUCCUAUGGACUGUCUAAUUGUGGCUAUUUUCCCGGACCCAAACGAACUGAGAACCAAAAUAUGGUUCCUGCAACUGGCCCCUAUAUGCAAGGAAUGGAAUCAUGGUUGGAAUCUUCGAGGUCGUGUCGCACUGAACAGCUCAGCAGCCAGAGCGUUUCCCGGUCGUUCUCCCCUGCCAUAAAAGAAGAAAACUCGUAUUGCUUCUACGAGUCAGGGAAGUGUCUAAAAAGCUCGGGAAAUGAAGAUAUAUCUUAUUCCCGGUUGACGACAUCAGGGAGUAACAGCAGUGUUCCUGUACCUGGAUACUUUCGCUUGUCACAAACGUGUUCGUCGUCCAAAGGUUACUACCCAAACGUCCUGUCCGAUUCGGGCCAUUUUACCCGUUUUGAGGAAACUCGUCCAACCCUUUCUGCAGAAACAAACGGGACAGAAAUCGAAGAGCCGGCCGCCCAAACAGACGAGGAGAGCCGGAAAUCACCGAGCGGCCCCUCUUCAUCUCCACAACCACCAGAAAGUGAAGCAGAAAAUUCGCAGAAAGCUAAUGAAGGAGAAUGCAAAAGUGACAGUACGGCCAACUGGUUGACGGCGAGGAGCGGGCGAAAGAAGCGCUGUCCGUACACCAAACAUCAGACUUUGGAGCUGGAGAAAGAAUUUCUCUUCAACAUGUACCUGACCCGAGAAAGACGUCUGGAGAUUAGCCGUAGUGUUCACCUAACCGACAGACAAGUAAAGAUCUGGUUUCAAAACCGCCGCAUGAAGUUAAAGAAAAUGACUCGAGAAAACCGUAUUCGCGAGUUGUCGGCAAACUUUAGCUUCGCCUGAGAAGGAGCUCUGGCGCCCUCAACCAGCUAAAGCGCUUGCUCAGAUUGCUCUCAAAGCGCACACCUCUGCCUUGUACAUAAUAUUAUUUAUAACUUAUUGUGUCCUACGUAUGUACUACAGUCUGAAUCUUUUUCAUAUGUCCGUUUUAUUUUAAAUUUUGGUCCAGGUAACACAUUAUCAUUAUUUAUGAAGUCUGCCAAGUCCAUUGGAUGUAAUCUAAAAAUGUAAGAAAAUGGUGUUGUUUUAUUGACAGGUGUAUAUAAACGGACAGUAGUAUAUAUUAACUGUAUAUAGUAUGGCAGUAUUUGCAUGAUGUAAAAAUUAAUUGCAGUUACAAUCAUUGUUUCAAUUUAUUGAUUGUUAAGUCAUAUUACGAAUAUGGUUUUGACCAUAUGGUUUUUGAAACAAUCAAAGUGGUUAAAUGACAAAACUAGCCUAAACUGACCUAUUUACACAUUAAAGUAGAUGCAGUUUACUUCAAUGCAAUUCAUGCAAUUUUGAUAUUCCAAUUUCCUUUCAUCAAAGAGUAGAUGAGACAAUAUAAUCACAGAGAACUUUAUCUGUGGCGCAUUGUUGUAACCUUACAGUAUUUUUGAGUUUUGGGAGGUCACAAAGAAACGUCCCACUUGUAGAUAUCACGUUCACUGAGGUGCAAAAUGAGUUUCGUUUUCAACGAGGGAACAGUUGAUCAACACAAUUUAUAAUUUGCUGCAAAAUUAUUAAAUGAGCAGGCCGUUAGCGUGGAGCGGGCAAAACCUAGAAGCUUAUCCCUGACACCGCAUUCUCUCAAUCUUUGGUUUUCUGUGAAUUCUUCUUUACCAGUAAAUAUUUGAAGACAUACCUAAGACACUUUCAUAACACCCUUUUUCAGAUGCCUGUGUGUCUGAAUAAAAAAUAAAUAGUUUACAAA
Messenger RNA from Tachysurus vachellii, 2065 nucleotides. It is a transcript of the gene hoxa10b, whose product is annotated as homeobox A10b. Lineage: Eukaryota; Metazoa; Chordata; Actinopteri; Siluriformes; Bagridae. The transcript has 2 exons. The record is from RefSeq and is a predicted model, not a curated record. Gene Ontology annotation, cellular component: nucleus. The coding region runs from base 157 to 1155 and encodes 332 amino acids. Gene Ontology annotation, biological process: regulation of transcription by RNA polymerase II. Gene Ontology annotation, molecular function: RNA polymerase II cis-regulatory region sequence-specific DNA binding; DNA-binding transcription factor activity, RNA polymerase II-specific.